Molecule: messenger RNA, 425 nt
Organism: Paraglomus occultum
Lineage: Eukaryota; Fungi; Glomeromycota; Glomeromycetes; Paraglomerales; Paraglomeraceae
Source: the annotation of a GenBank genome assembly
AUGUCUCGCCUAUUGCUACACCAGUUGUUACAUGUUCCAACAUCUCGAUCCGCUUUGUUCUUGUCCUCACCACCAAACUUCCGAUUACCAUCGACAUUUUAUUUAAUUAGAAAUCAAGUUCGUUUUUCUGGUCAUAAUAAAUGGAGUAAGAUAAGACAUGGAAAAGGAUUGAAGGAUGCAGCAAAGAGCACGUAUUUUCAUCGAUUGGCAAAGGAUAUAUCUUUAGCAGUGAAAGAGGGCGGAUCAACAGACCCUGCGCUGAACGUUCGGCUAGCAACUGCAAUAGCAACCGCUAAGAAAUCUCAAAUGGCAAAAGAGACUAUAGAUAAUGCUAUAAAACGUGGUGCAGGGCAGUCCAAGGAUGGAACCUCGAUUGAAAAAGUCACUUACGAAGCGUACGGGCCCAGUGGCACUGCGUUUAUAAU